ACAAUUUCAUUUCACCUAACUGAAUACAUUAUUUACGGCAACAAAAAGAAAGAUUUUUUGAUUCAUUCAAUUUUCCUACUUAUAUAUAAGACAGCUUCAAUAAACUUUUGAUCUCACAGCCUAAAGUAAUAAUAAAAAAACACGUGUGAGACAAACAUUAAAACAAACAUGUCAUCAUCUUCAUCAUUAGUAACAUUGAAAAGUUGUUACUCGGUGAGACCUAUUGAACCAACAUGGUGUGGUCGUUUACCAUUAUCCGAAUGGGAUCAAAUUGGUAUCAUAACUCAUGUGCCAACAAUUUACUUCUAUCGUCCCUCACAGACUUGGCUUUCCACUACAAUUGCAACCACCUUGAAAGAUUCCUUAAGCAAAGUCCUUGUGCCGUUUUAUCCACUGGCUGGUCGUUUACAAUGGAAUGACAAAAACAACGGUCGUUUUGACCUCGAAUGCAACGCAUUGGGUGCUCAAUUCAUCGAAGCACAAUCCUCGUUAACUUUAACCGAUAUCAGUGACUUUUCACCUUCUUCGGAUUAUUACCGUUACCUUAUCCCGCGCAUUGACUACACGCUCCCAAUUAACGACAUUCCUUUGGUUAUCGUUCAACUCACGAGCUUCAAAUGCGGUGGCGUUAGCAUUAGUUUGUUAGUCUCACACGCGGUUGCUGAUGGACAAAGCGCGUUGCAUUUCACUUCUGAGUGGGCCAGGCUUGCACGUGGCGAGCCUAUUAAAACGAUGCCGUUUGUCGAUAGAAACGCUUUGCAUGUUGGAGAAUCACAAUCUCCUUUGUUACCACAAUGUUCCAAUAGUGAACGGGAAUUUAAUGAACCUCCCUUUUUGUUGGGAAAUACCGAUAACAUUGAAGAAAGGAAGAAAAAAACAACUGUGGCUAUUAUCAAAGUGAGUAAAACACAAGUUGAGAAGUUGAGAAAAACAGCGAAUGAGAGUUGGGGAAAACCUAGUAAUGGGCGUGGUUAUACACGGUAUGAAACGGUAACCGGUCAUGUUUGGAGAACUGCAAGUAAAGCUAGAGGGCAUGGAAAUGACCAACCAACAGCGCUCGGUGUUUGUGUUGAUUGGAGGUGCCGUGUGGAUCCUAAUUUACCAAAAGGGUAUUUUGGGAAUGCGACUUUAGAUGUUGUGGCUACUAGUCUUGCGGGUGAUUUGAUGAGUAAGCCUUUGGGGUAUGCUUCUAGUAGGAUAAGGGAAGCGAUUGAGAAAGUGAAUAAUGAGUAUGUGAGAUUGGGGAUGGAGUAUUUUAAGAAACAUGAGGAUUUGACUAAGUUUCAAGAUCUUCAUGCUAUAGGGAGUGACAAGGGACCUUUUUAUGGGAACCCUAAUUUAGGAGUGGUUAGUUGGUUAACUUUGCCCAUUUAUGGACUUGAUUUUGGGUGGGGGAAAGAGGUAUAUAUGGGGCCAGGAACACAUGAACUUGAUGGAGAUUCGUUGCUUCUUCCUGGUCCUGAUAAUGAUGGAUCUUUGUUGGUUGCUAUUUGUUUGCAAGAGGCUCAUAUGGAUGCGUUCAAGAGACAUUUUCAUCAAGAUAUUGUCUGAUCGAUUCAAUAUUGAAGGGAAUGGAACAUGCAAAUUCCAGUAACUAGAUAAAUAAGUUGGAUCACUUCUAAAGUUUAUAAAUAAAUAACAUAAAUGCUAAUUUUAUUAAAUAUAUCAAUGUUGGUACGAGGAAACCAUAUUAAUUUCUUCAACAUUAUAUGUGUUGCCUUGUAGUCUUGUUUGUUGUUGUGGAUGUACUAUCUUCCGUACGCCCUUAAUUAUAAAUAUUAAUUGGAAUUUA
This is a messenger RNA of Cicer arietinum (chickpea), 1792 nucleotides long. Its product is annotated as spermidine hydroxycinnamoyl transferase. The record is from RefSeq and is a predicted model, not a curated record. NCBI's taxonomy places the organism in Eukaryota, Viridiplantae, Streptophyta, Magnoliopsida, Fabales, Fabaceae. Gene Ontology annotation, molecular function: acyltransferase activity, transferring groups other than amino-acyl groups.